UCUAUAACUAUAGAGAUAUCAGAAACUAAAAAUAUUCGCUCAGUACAUUAGGACAAGGUUGAAUGGAAUUUUUAUUAACAGCAAAAAACCCAGAUAGGAAAUUGCAUAUUUAAUUGACAAAAAGAAAAAAAAAGGAGGACAAUGCAUGUUUAAGAGUGAGACGGAAGGGCGCGGGCCUACAUUUCUGCGUGGCGUUGCGUUAUUAAACAAAAGAUCCUUCUUCGGUUGGUUAGCCAAAGUCGUAAUUAAUUACACAUCAAAUUCUGAAAGUGAUUUUAAGGAACAAACAUUCUUCAGUCUUGAAGAGUGCAUUUUUUUUGGGGAAUCGACAGUGAGAGUGCUGGGGAAUUUCACGAGAAUUAAAUAUUUUAGAACCAAAAGGGAUUGUGGUAAACGCUGUAAAUAACAAUCAGAUGCAGAAUGAAGGUUCAAAUGGGACUAGCACCACAGCUGGUGACCACUCUGGUAAUUUACUAGAACCUGACCUCGAGAAGCAGGAAAACAUCCCAGUGUUGCCUCAGGAAGAUAGACAUCCAGGCUCAGUUGGGGAUUCAGCCUGUAAGGCCAAUCCUACAUUGUUAACCAUUGUGGUAUCAAAUGGCGAGUCUCAUGUGACUCAGCAGCCGAUAGCUAAAUUAUCAAAAGAUGUGGACUCCAUUAAGGAGGAAUUGCCUUGUGUGGCUUCUCCGAAAAAGGGUUAUUUUUCGAGGACCACUAGUUGUCAUGAGCAGUGCAGAGUUUGUCAACAAGAGAAGGAAGAAGUUCUUAUAGAUUUGGGGUGCCAAUGUAAAGGUGGUCUUGCAAAAGCCCAUCGGUCUUGCAUUGACACUUGGUUUCAUACAAAAGGAUCCAACAAAUGCGAGAUAUGCCAAGCAGUCGCUGUGAACGUUUCCGCUCCAGAGUCCCAGCCCAGUGCAAAUUCCUGGCUUUGGAGGGUUGAUCCAAGCUUUGCACCACAAGAACGUGAAAGGGGUUGUUUUAGUCCGCUAUGGGUGGCAUUCUCAAUCCUUAUUGGUGGUCUAUUGUUGGAUGUGUUAAUAUCCGUUACUCUUGGUGUCUCAGCACUGCCUGUUAACAUCAUAAUUGGUGUUAUUGUUGUCCUAGGACUUGGAACUGCCCUUCGACUUGCUUUGGAAUUCUGCCAUGAGUGGAGUAUUAGGAGAGCUGUGCAAAGGGUAGAAACAAAUGCAACUCUUGGGUACCAUCCUGCUUUGUAGGUAAAUCUGUACAUAGUAACUUUGAGCCUACAGGCCAAUUAUUGAGUUCUUUUGUUUUGUAUAUAAUGUUAAGCUUACUAUUUAUUCUGAGAGGGAACCAUUGUUGUUUACUGCUUAUAUUAUGCACCAUGAUACAGUUUGACAUUCUCUGUGAACGGUUUUGAGAAUUUAUACAGUCAAAUUGGAUGUGGAACAUUUGGUUUGAAAUGUAUCUUAUUGUAUCAUGAGUAA
Molecule: messenger RNA, 1448 nt
Organism: Theobroma umbraticum
Lineage: Eukaryota; Viridiplantae; Streptophyta; Magnoliopsida; Malvales; Malvaceae
Product: RING/U-box superfamily protein
Molecular function (GO): zinc ion binding
Source: RefSeq, a predicted model, not a curated record